AUGGUGAUUGCAGAAGAGCCAGUCCGUGAAUUAAGCGUCGGUGAUCCAGAAGUAAAGAGUGUGACGUCCCUGCAAAGUGCUGUUACACCAGAGGUAUUUGACUGGGAGGAUCGCCUGUCUCGCUUCUCAGAUUGGUCAAAGGUAUUGGGAGCUGUGGCACGCAUAAGACGACUGAAUCGUAAAGAAAAAGAUAACAGCCUCUCUACCCUGCAAGAACAAAAAGAGGCAGAAAAGCACAUCGUAAGAUCAGUACAGAGGCAGGCCUUCCCACAGGAAAUCCAGUCAUUGAGGUACUCAAGCAGAGUGAAGGCAAUAAGUAAAAUCUGCAGCCUGAAUCCAUUCCUGGACAAUGAAGGCAUUCUUAGAGUCGGUGGACGUCUGAGAAAUGCAGAAGUUCCAGACAGCAUCAAACAUCCAGCCAUUCAGCCAAAAGAUGGGCAUUUAACGAGGUUGCUCAUCUCGUACGUCCACAACAAAGUUCAACACCAAGGAAGAGGAAUGACCUUUAAUGAAGUAAGAGCUGGUGGAUACUGGAUAAUCGGAGGAAUUAAAGUAGUUGCCACCCACAUCCACAGAUGCACAACUUGUCGUCGUCUGCGGCGCCCAGUGGAAGAACAGAAGAUGGCCGACCUUCCAAAGGAUAGAGUAGAGCCUUCCCCACCAUUCACAUUUUGUGGCAUGGACUGCUUUGGACCAUUCACCGUCAGGGAAGGCAGGAAGGAGAUCAAGAAGUAUGGAGUCAUAUUCACAUGCAUGUCCUCACGGGCUGUACACAUUGAAAUGGUAGAUGACAUGACCACAGAUAGCUUCAUCAAUGCACUUCGAUGCUUCAUUGCCUUGAGAGGUCCUGUACAGCUGUUGCGUUCUGACCAGGGAUCCAAUUUUGUCGGAGCAAAGAAUGAAUUUCGAGAAGCAUUGAAGGAACUGGAUAUGGAGAGAGUUCAAGUUUUCUUGGCAAAGCAGCAAUGUCAGUUUGUCAUGAACGCUCCACACUCGAGUCAUGUUGGUGGCGUGUGGGAGCGUCAAAUCAAGACGGUCAGAAGCGUUUUAUCAUCCAUUAUCCAGCAGUCUUCAGGUAGAGUUGACGCUGCAACCUUGCGUACAUUUCUCUACGAAGUCAUGGCUAUUGUGAACAGUCGUCCACUCACAACAGUCAAUCUUCAUGAUCCACUCAGCCCUGAACCACUUACACCUAAUCACCUUCUCACCAUGAAAUGUACAGCUGCCUUACCACCUCCUGGAAAAUUCGUGAAGGAAGACCUGUACAUCAGGAAACGCUGGAGGAGGGUUCAGUAUCUGGCUGAACAGUUUUGGGGAAGAUGGAGGAAGGAAUACCUCUCUUCUUUCACUUCACGUCAAAAGUGGCACACACCAAGACGAAACAUCAAGGUGGGAGAUGUGGUGCUGCUGAAAGAUGAAGAGGCCCCUCGAAUGGAAUGGCCAUUGGCUAUUGUGAUCGAAACAAUAGAAAAUGAUGACGGCCUUGUCAGGAGAGCCAGAAUACGGGUUGGCACUAAGCAUCUGGACAAAGAAGGGAGACGAACAGGCAAACCGUCCAUUCUUGAGCGACCAAUCCAGAAGCUAAAUCUCCUGCUUGAGACGAAGUAG
Messenger RNA from Patiria miniata (bat star), 1608 nucleotides. RefSeq lists its product as uncharacterized. The record is from RefSeq and is a predicted model, not a curated record. Gene Ontology annotation, biological process: DNA integration. Bases 1 to 1608 code for a protein of 535 amino acids. Lineage: Eukaryota; Metazoa; Echinodermata; Asteroidea; Valvatida; Asterinidae. Gene Ontology annotation, molecular function: nucleic acid binding. The transcript has a single exon.